UUAGUUGACGCCGAGCAUUGGCGGGUUUUGGAAGCAAGCAUGGGACUGUAUCGCUGCUUUGUACUUAGCACGCUUUUGCUUCUGCUCUCUAACUCGAUUGAAGGCGACGGUUACAAGAUUUUGGCCGUAUUCCCGUUCCCCGGUAAAUCGCAAUAUAUAUUCGCAGAGAAUUAUCUUCAGGAGCUGGCGAGACGUGGUCAUAAUGUUACUGUGAUUAACACCUUUGGGGGCACUGCAGAUGUGCCCAACUUUCGUGUGAUUGGAGCAACCAAAAUACAUGAGAUAAUGGCGAGCUUCUCGUCAGCCGACUACAAUAUGCAGGCGAAUCAAUGGGAGGUACUGAGCCUAACCACACAGUUUCUGAAUCUGCUGUCGGAAAACAUAAUGGAGGAGCCUGCUGUGCAACAACUGUUGAGGAGCGAUGAAACUUUCGAUGCACUUAUUGUGGAAACGGUGCAGAAUGAGGUGCUCUUUGGAUUAGCCCAGCAUUUCCGGGCACUGACUAUAGGUAUAUCUUCCUAUGGCACAGACAGACACAUAGAUGAGCUGAUGGGCAACAUUUCGCCAUUAUCCUACAAUCCCAUGUUGCUGUCUUCGCGCACAGAACGGAUGCGGUUUGGGGAGCGGCUACAAAAUGUCUGGGAGGCAUGCGUCUUGUGGGUACACAAGCGUUUGGUGCAUUUACCCAGUCAGCAGAAACUCUAUCAGAAAUACUUUCCCAACGCAAAGGUUAAUUUGCAGCAGGCCAUGAACAACUUCUCGCUGAUGCUACUGGGUCAGCAUUUCUCACUGAGCUAUCCGCGUCCAUAUUUGCCCAAUAUGAUUGAAGUGGGCGGGCUACACUUGAAGCAGCAGGGCGUGGGACAGGCAUUGCCGGAAAAGAUCAAAGAGUUCAUUGAAACAGCGCCGCAUGGUGCCAUUUACUUUUCUAUGGGCUCGAAUAUCAAAAGUGUGGACUUGCCCGAGGCUACCCGCAGUGUGCUGCUGGAGACCUUUGGCAGCUUGCAGGAACGCGUGCUCUGGAAGUUUGAGAUGGACGAGAUGCCCAAUCGCCCGGCAAAUGUUUUGAUAAGCAAAUGGUUUCCGCAGCACGAUAUUUUGGCCCAUCCAAAUGUAAAGCUAAUAAUUACGCAUGGCGGCCUAAUGAGCACCAUUGAGAGUGUGUAUUAUGGCAAGCCUGUGUUGGGCUUGCCUGUUUUUUAUGACCAGUUUUUAAAUGUGGAGCGCGCUAAGCUAGCAGGCUACGGCCUGGGCUUGGAUCUGUGGCACUUGAAUGCGACUCAGCUACGUGAGAAAAUUGUGGAACUUUUGCAAAAUCCAAACUAUACAGAGGCAGCACAAUUGAGGUCAGCUCUGCAUCGCGACCAGAAGGAAACGCCAUUAGAGCGGGCCAUCUGGUGGACGGAGUAUGUGCUGCGACAUAAAGGUGCAAGGCACAUGCGAUCAGUGGCGCAGGAUCUGAACUUCUACCAGCUACAUGGACUGGAUGUGUGGUGUGUUUUGAUGACAGGGCUAUGCUUAUUGGGGUUGAUUGUAUGGCUUAUCAUUUAUAGUCUGUUUCAAGUAGUUAAGAGGACACUAGUCGGACGAAAGUCAAAUUUAAGUUCUAAGAAUGAUCCAAAGGUCAAAUCCCAAUUCACAAGCAAAAUGCGUUUCGUACGAUAUAUCGCGCUAUUGUGCUUCUGUGUUGCUUUUCCAAGUAGCUUGAAAGGUGAACGCAUACUGGCUAUAUUUCCAUUUCCGGGUCCCUCGCAAUACAUUAAUGUUGUGCCAUACUUGAAAGGAUUAGCGGCACGUGGUCACGAGGUGACUUCAGUGAAUGCGUUUCCACAAAAGCAGCCAGUGAAAAAUUUUCGUGACAUUGCAGUCCUUGAAGUGCAUAAAAAUUAUGAUGAUCUUAUUAGUGAUAUGAUGGAACCGCGCAACAUGUGGCAAGAGAACACCUUUAUUAAUGAGUUCUUUACCAACAUUACGAAGGCGGUGCUUGAAAAUCCGCAGGUGCAGCAGCAAUUGUUGCACGGCCGAGCCCACUAUGAUUUGAUUAUAAUUGAGGCACUGCGCACAGACGCAUUGUAUGGUUUUGCACAGCAUUUCAAUGCCCCAAUCAUUGGUUUGUCGACAUUCGGCACUGACUGGAAUAUAGAUGAGUUGGUGGGAAACACUUCACCUCUCUCGUACACACCUCUGGUCACUACCGGCCUAAGUGAUCGUAUGACUUACUGGGAGCGGCUGCAUAACUUUGUGGAAACAUCUGUGGCUUGGCUGAAUACUCACUUAAUCCAACUGCCCGAACAGGUGGAGCUCUAUCACAAAUAUUUUCCCCGCGCCAAAGCUCCGUUGCUGGAGCUGCGGAAGAAUUUCUCACUUGUGCUGCUUAAUCAACACUUUUCGUUAAGUUUUGCACGACCCUAUGUACCGAAUAUGAUCGAGGUGGGCGGUCUACAUAUUGCGCAUAAGCCGACUCCCUUGCCUGAGGAAAUGGAAAAGUUCAUCGUGGGUGCUGGUCAGGCAGGUGUCAUUUACUUCUCGAUGGGAUCAAAUGUGAAGAGCAAGGAUUUUGCGCCUUCCAUACGUGCUCUUCUACUUGAGACAUUUGCCAGUUUGCCGCAACGAGUACUUUGGAAGUUUGAGGAACAACUACCCGCGAAGCCGGAUAAUGUGUUCAUAAGCAAAUGGUUUCCGCAGUCCGAUAUUUUGGCGCAUCCAAACGUGAAGCUCUUCAUAACGCAUGGCGGUCUCCUGAGCACCAUUGAAAGCAUCUACCAUGGCAAGCCGGUGUUGGGACUGCCCUGUUUUUAUGACCAGUUUUUAAAUGUGGAACGUGCCAAGCUUGCUGGAUUUGGGCUAGGCUUAGAUUUCAACAAGAUGAGCGGGGCGGAACUCAAGUCGAAUAUUCUAAGAAUGCUGAAUGAGCCAUCUUUUUUAGAAACAGCUAAACAAAUGUCGGCGCGCUAUCGAGAUCAACCCAUGGCGCCAUUGGACAAGGCCAUCUGGUGGACGGAGUAUGUCCUUCGACACAAAGGUGCAAUGCACAUGCGGGUAGCGGCACAAGAUUUGAGUUUUGUCGCCUAUCAUAAUCUGGAUGUGUUGGGCUUGUUGUUGGGCGUACCACUAAUGGUAGUGGGCUUGCUUCUGGUUGUGUUGGUCAAGCUGUUAGGAAGGCGUCGACAAACCACUGAUCGCCGUGAGUCUAAGCCAAAACGACAAUAAACAGUAAUGGAAAUAUUGGUUGUACUUUAAUGAUUCACAGAGGGGUUAAAUUGAAUCUCACUUUUGUCUCUUAUUUCCUAGAGGUAAACUAAGUAGGUGCCUUGUUGCAAUUUCGAUUUAAAUGGUCAUUUUUGCCAAAUGUGGAAAAUCAAGUUAAAAAUUGAAAUUAAAAUUAAAGCAUUAAAGCAACAAACAAA
Scaptodrosophila lebanonensis is the source of this 3407-nucleotide messenger RNA. RefSeq lists its product as uncharacterized. The record is from RefSeq and is a predicted model, not a curated record. NCBI's taxonomy places the organism in Eukaryota, Metazoa, Arthropoda, Insecta, Diptera, Drosophilidae. The coding region runs from base 40 to 3210 and encodes 1056 amino acids. The transcript is spliced from 5 exons. Gene Ontology annotation, molecular function: UDP-glycosyltransferase activity.